This is a messenger RNA of Cetraspora pellucida, 522 nucleotides long. Lineage: Eukaryota; Fungi; Glomeromycota; Glomeromycetes; Diversisporales; Gigasporaceae. The record is from the annotation of a GenBank genome assembly.
AUGACUGAUGAUUCUAUUCUAUUUGCUGGAAUAAACAUCUUAUUUUUUGAAGACUUCAUGCAAUUGCCAUUUGUUUUAGACAUGACAGACAAAAUUACUUGCUUUUCUUCUUCGAUAGAUCACAAACCUUCAAAACACAUAAAGAGAAAAUGUACUGCUAAUCCUUUAUCAAUUGAAAACCAAAUAUCAGCAUUACAAUCAAGAGUUCUUGAAAAUAAUAGAAUUAAUUCUUAUGAAUGGAAAAAUGUUACUUUUCUCAUUACAAGAAAUGAUCUUUAUAUUCAACUUAAUUUCAAUGCUACAAAAGAACAUGCUUAUGAUAAUAAUCACCAUGUAAUCUAUUUUUGUGCACAAGAUUCUUAUAAUAAAAGAAUUCUUACUAGAAAUAACCAUCUCAAAUUUUUAUCAACACCUGAUACCAAAGAAAAUACACUUUGCAGUAUUUUACCUUUAUCUAUUAAUAUGAAUGUUGUUUUAACAACUAAUAUCUGUACUAAUGAUAAUCUGCAAAUGGCUCACUAG